AUGGUAGAGAAGCGUCCUUUUGUGUACAACGUCGAAAAACUAAUCUCCGACACAAAAGAAUUCUACGUCACCGAUGACGUCGCCAGGAAGCUGUACAUUGUCUUCAACAUUUCCUGUCACGGUAUCCUAGCAACGGUCGGCGCGGUGACCAACCUCAUCAACAUGGUGAUUUUUCUCAAGCUGGGUCUCAAAGACAGCAUGUCUGUUGGUGUCUUCGCGCUGUCCUUCACGGAUUUCCUGGUCACGUGUUUCCAGAUGGCCGGAAGUUGUUCUUUUCUGGCCAACAUCAUUUACCCAGAAUGCCCCGUAUGCCACACUCUGGGAAUGUACAUUUUUAGCUGGGCAGGGUACAUAACCUACUUAAUUUCAUGCUGGAUAACAACAGUGAUCUCCCUUGAAAGGUGUGUCUGUGUUAUCGCCCCUUUCACGGUAAAAGUGUUGUUUACAAGAAAGCGCUGUGUCUUAACAAUCGUUGCAAUUUACUGUGUGCAUAUAACGAUCCAUAUCCCUAUGUUCGCCCUGGUUUACGUUGAAUGGGAUUUGACUGAACAAUUUAAAGACAACACAGAAAAUUUAACUUCCCCGCGAGAAGAGAAUCUACGCAUUGUGUCUACGGAUAACUCUGCAGAAUGGGAGAUAAUUUCAGAUUUAAUAGCUGGCGUGGUUCUGUCCCUUAUUUCUCAAGCCAUUAUAUUCGUCUGUAGUUUUUGGAUGAUCUACGAGUUGAAGAAAUCAUCAAAGUUCCGCAGUGUAAAGAAAGAAAAGAACUAUAAAUCGAGUGAAAAAUUUCCCAACCAGGGGUUAGUUUAUAAUAGACACAUCGAGGCAGGCAACUCAUCAGUGCUUGAAAGACCGAACGCAAAGGGAGACAACUUAUCACCAAGAGAGAAACGUCUAGUUAAAGUGGUUGUCUUUCUUGCCAUCAACCUGUCCGUGUGCAACGUCCCGAGGUUCGUGACGACAGCCGUGUGGCACGUGAUACCCGGCAUGAACGUCGGGGCCUACUAUAACUUGAGUACACUUUUAUGGGAGCUGGCGUACAUGUUUGGUACACUAUGUUGUACAUCCAACUUUUUUGUGUACUACAUUCUUAACUCUAAUUUUAGAAAAAGCUUUAAAGAUAUAUAUUUUAACUCUCCAUUUUAA
Physella acuta is the source of this 1146-nucleotide messenger RNA. RefSeq lists its product as uncharacterized. The record is from RefSeq and is a predicted model, not a curated record. Gene Ontology annotation, molecular function: G protein-coupled receptor activity. Gene Ontology annotation, cellular component: membrane. Lineage: Eukaryota; Metazoa; Mollusca; Gastropoda; Physidae. Gene Ontology annotation, biological process: G protein-coupled receptor signaling pathway.